Funneliformis mosseae is the source of this 156-nucleotide messenger RNA. The record is from the annotation of a GenBank genome assembly. NCBI's taxonomy places the organism in Eukaryota, Fungi, Glomeromycota, Glomeromycetes, Glomerales, Glomeraceae.
UGGCUACCUCAAAGCCCUGACCUCAACCAUAUUGAGGACUUUCGUCAAUUUUUGAAUCAGGACUUCGAAAAUAAAAUGCAACCCCGGACCAUCGAAGAUUCAAGAACUGAAAAAAUGUUUAUCGAAGAAUGGAAGUUAAUCUCCGAAGAAAUAUAA